AUGAAUCCAACGCGGAAUCCAGCGCUCAGCAUCUACAGACCUGGUCUAUUCAAUGGAAAAGUGGCCAUCGUGACAGGCGGUGGCACUGGAAUUGGAAAGAGCAUUGCGUACGAGCUGGCGUUCCUUGGCUGCACUGUCGUGAUUGCAUCUCGGAACCUUGAACGACUCAAAGCUGCAGCAGACAAAAUUCAAGCAGAUGUGAAGUCUGCUUGUCCGUCUUCUGUGGGAUCGGUACACGCGAUUGCGUGCAAUAUUCGCAAUGAAGAACAAGUCUCAAACCUGGUAGAUGAGACGUUGGUACUUUUCAAACGCGUAGAUUUUCUUGUAAACAAUGCUGGUGGUCAAUUUCGUUCGCUUGUUGAAGACUUGUCUCCUAAGGGUUGGAAGGCUGUGAUGGAUACGAAUCUAAAUGGGACUUUUCUUAUGACUAAAAAGGUUUAUCACGCCUACAUGAAGGAGCACGGCGGCAGUAUCGUCAACAUUAUCAUAGUUUCAAACAAUGGAAAUCCAGGCUUUGCACACAGUGCCGCAGCUCGCGCAGGUAUCGAAAAUCUGUCUAAAUCACUGUCGGUAGAAUGGGCAUCGUCCGGCAUUACUCUCAAUUGUGUUGCACCGGGUAUCAUCCUUUCGAGCGGUGUUGAGAAUUAUUCUAGUGGGGCUGAGAUGUUCGUCUAUGCUGCUGAAAAAAUCACAGCUGCGAAGAGGAUGGGGAGCGUCGAAGAAGUCUCCGCCAGCGUACUCUAUUAUUUGUCUCCUGCAGGUGCAUACAUAACUGGUGACACCAUGCACGUGGACGGAGGUUGGCAUCUUCUUGGUCCAUUGAUCGACGUACCAGAGCACGAAAAUAAUCGCGCAUACGGUACCUGCAAAUUGUAA
This is a messenger RNA of Plasmopara halstedii, 876 nucleotides long. RefSeq names its product peroxisomal trans-2-enoyl-reductase. Gene Ontology annotation, molecular function: trans-2-enoyl-CoA reductase (NADPH) activity. Lineage: Eukaryota; Oomycota; Peronosporomycetes; Peronosporales; Peronosporaceae. Gene Ontology annotation, biological process: phytol metabolic process. Gene Ontology annotation, cellular component: peroxisome. The coding region runs from base 1 to 876 and encodes 291 amino acids. The record is from RefSeq and is a predicted model, not a curated record. The transcript is spliced from 6 exons.